AUGCCAUUGAGUGGAGGGGGUGGCAGUACUACUGUUGUUGUGACGCACCCACGACGACGAAAGCGGAAGAAGAACAAGAAGAAGCGGCUGCCAAAGCGCAGCAAGGUGUUCUGCGAGCGAAAGUGGCUGUACCCAAAGGACCUCGCACAGCAGCUGCCGACAGACUCGGACGGUUACGUGCACGAGCUCACCGUCGUCGAUGGCAAGGCAAAGGAGAUGGACGUCGGCAGCCGCCCCAAGAACAUGAUCGUCGUGAAAACCGCAGACGGAACCCAGCUCUACGUCGUGCCGUGCCACGUGAAGACAGUCGCAUCCACGCGCAAGAAGAAAGGCAGCAGGUGCAAACCGAGCCGCCCUUCAAGCUCGACAUCCACACAGACCGCACUCGCAGCCAUCGCCAACAACGACCACGACGACGACCACCACCCUCACCACCGCCACCACGUUCCAAUGGACGCUGACGGGUUCAUCACAACAACUGCAACAGCAACAUCGCGCGUGCCACAGGCCAGAGCAGCCAUGCACGACGACUAUGACAGCGAGGCAACCGACAGCGAAGCCGACUCCGCCGACGACGAUUCAGAGGCAGACUCCGAGGCCGAGGCCCUGCCAAGCACAGGCACCAGCACAGGCACCAGCACAGGCACCAGCACAGGCACCAGCACAGACACCAGCACGGGUAGCAGUCGACGCGCUCAUCUGCGGACACGCGGUGUGUCUUCUCAUUCCACCUCUCCUCUUUCAAGUUCGGCCUCUUCCUCCUUGCCGUCCUCGUCCUCCUCGUCGCGUGCAUCCAACCGUGAUGCCGAUGUGGCACCGCUGCCAAUCACCGCCACGACCCGCCAGCCCCUCGACCCCUCGCCGCACUCCUUCUCUGCCGUGAUACCAGCACCAGCACCAGCACCAGCACCAGUACCGCGUAUUGUGGCGGCUGAACAGCCGUUGAGGGAGUUGGAUGUGUUCCUGCGCUUCCUUCCCGUCACAUUUCUACAAGCAUCGGUGGUGCCGGCAACCCAAGGCGAGCUCGACAAGAAGAACGCCUCAGCACUGCCGCUCACCUUGGUUGAGCUUCUGCAGUACGUCGGCCUCGGGUUUGUGGUCGCAUGUGGCAGCUUGACGGCGGAGGAGAGAUUCGCAACGCCGCCCAACACGCACGCGGACGAUCCAACGGCCAUGGCGCCGUCCCAGUGCCUGGCUCGAUUCAUGACGUGGCGCCGAUUCGUGGACAUCAGCAACAACCUUCGCAUUACCGUAUUGAACAGCCCAUCGCACCAACACCGUCGCAGCAGAAGCACCAGCACCGGCAGUAGUGGUAGCAGGGACACAAACGGCUUCACCAAAGGUGUGGGCGAGCUGUGGAAGGAGUGGAAUGCCAACAUGCAGCGCACUGGGGCUGGCACCCGUGCCGAACACACGACCACCACGCUUCCCGCGGUUGUUGAACCGUUCUGCACGCUCGACAGCCAUCGCCUCGCCGCCGCCAUCCCCAACCGCAAGACCCGGCACGUGUGCCAAGUCUGCACGAGGAGUGGCCUUGUGACACGCAUGGAUGUGUUUCCGGCCCGCAACGGGCGAUCAGAUGUCGCCUUCUUCCCCAUUGAGGACGCCAGCCUGUACUUUCGCGGCCGCCUGUCUCUGGCUGACCACGACUUCCUCUCUCGCAGUGUCGACCCUUUUGAAGACAAGUGGGGCUCCAAGCACCCGUCGCUGGUGCAGUUUGUGUUUCUCAUCACCGUCACCGCCGUCAAUGCGUUUCUUGAGCACGGGCGACAAACCAACCACCACAGCCACGACUUGCACCACCACCUGCACCAGCACCACCAGCACCACCAGCAGCAACGGCAACGGCAACAGCAGGAAGGCGGCAGGAAGCAUGAGCGGCUGCACAGUUUCAUGCGAGCACUUGCAAAUCAGCUGAUUCGAAUCAGGGCGGCCGACAUUGAGGCCAACACCACAAGCAAGGGGACCACCUCGAGCAGCAGCAGCAGCAGCCGUCGAAGCAGGAAUGGUAGUGGCAGAAAUGGCGAGACAAGCGGCAGUGGCAGUAGAAGCAGCAGCAGAGGCAGCAGAAGCGGUGGCGAGUGGGGUGGUGCCAGAAGUGGCGGUGGUGGCCGCGAUGUAAGCAGACGCAGCACCAGCGCCAGCACCAGCACCAGUAGUAGUUGGAGCGGGAGUCACCGAAGCGAGAGGGCGAGUGUGAGUUACCACGCGCACAGCGGCCAUGAAAGUGCCAAGCGGACGGCGCAAGAGGCAACCUCAUACCACCGAUCACACCAUGGCAUGUCCGCCCUAUCAUCGUCGUCAUAUGGGAUGAUGGCGCCGAAACGCCCUCGAGGACGAUGGUGA
Salpingoeca rosetta is the source of this 2346-nucleotide messenger RNA. RefSeq lists its product as uncharacterized. The transcript has 3 exons. Lineage: Eukaryota; Choanoflagellata; Craspedida; Salpingoecidae. The record is from RefSeq and is a predicted model, not a curated record. The coding region runs from base 1 to 2346 and encodes 781 amino acids.